AUGGAAAAUCGGAUCCCAUCGGCGUUGAGCUCAUCGGUGAAAUCGCCGAAAACGCCGAGUGGAAUACCGUUUUCUAUCCGCGAACGAGACGUGAUUAAGGCGAUUUUGGAGUUUUUGGAGAUUCGCGGACUUCAUAUUACACAGUUAUCCUUGGAACGCGAAGCCGGUGUGAUCAACGGUGCAUUUUCUGACGAUCUUUUAUUCCUCCGUCAAUUAAUUCUCGAUGGUCAAUGGGAUAAUGCUCUAGAUUUCGUGGAGCCUCUGAAGCCAGUUAAAGAAUUCGAUUUUGGUGCUUUUCGGUACAACAUCACAAAAUACAAAUUUUUCGAAUUGCUCUGCGUAAAACUCGAGCCAGGACCCCUUCACGAUAACGAUUUUGCUGUGGAGGAACUCGUGGAAUGUCUGAAAGAUCUCGAACACAUCUGUCCGUCUCCUGAAGAUUAUAGGCAUCUCUGUGCUCUUUUGACACUACCAAAACUUUCGGAUCAUGAAGAUUUUAAGAAUUGGAAUCCAAGUUCAGCGAGGGUCGAGUGUUUUCAUAAGGUCCACCAACUCUGCGGACACUUGUUGCCUCCGACAGGAAAAGAAAAAGAUAGAGGAGAGGAGUCAAAUAGUUCGAAUGAUCGGUUGAGCGGACUUUUGGCGAAAGGAAGAUUUUAUGAAGGAUGUGUAGACUAUUGUCAGGCGCAGGCCAUCGGUGACAAACGAGGAAUCGAAGCGGGUCCAAUGCCAUCAGAUCUCCUAAACUUCCGUCCAAAACUCGGUUCGACUGACUUAUCCCUUGUUUGUUGGUUGGAAAUGGUAGGGAAAGAGCAAUUCGCAAUGCCAUUCAAACAGAAACAGUUGGAAUUGAGGGUGGAGCAUAUCAGAAAACCAAAACUGGAAGCCCCUUGGACCGAGACCAUCAUGGCCACGCCUAUCAAACCGGGCGGUCAAUUUCCCCAUAACCUGGUGCCCAGUUCGAAACUGAAAUUCGCUGAAAAAAUGAGUCAAUCGAUGACGAUGAGCAUGCUCCCCCCGGCUGAUUUGACCACUUCAAUGUUCCCCUCGGUGCCACGUGGCAACCCGAUGUCUCAGUCGACGGCAGCCGGAUUCUGUUUGGGAACUGCUAUUGCAGAAGGAGACGCCAUGGCUCAGAGUUUGUUAAUUGAUGAGAUGAUGGAAUCGAGUCAGUUGGCAAAGACAUCGAGACCCGAUAGUUUGAGAGGAGUCGGCAUGGUCACUGGAGGUUACGGUAGUAAUCAACAGCAGAUGGUACCCAAUGCAGCCGCCCAGAUUACUAAUCAGAUGAUGAGCAUGUCAAUGGCCCCUCAAGUAAUCGCUCCAGUGGCACCAAUGGCUCAAAGUAUGAUCAACUACGACUUCACACCAGUCAGAAGGCAGCUUGAUGAGAUGACAAGAAGAUCAGUGCCCCCAUCCCGUCUGCCCACUGUCCCUGAAUUGGGGUCCCCUGGAAAUAGUCAAGAGGAGAAUCUGAUGACUCAGAGCCGCCUGUUCCAACAAUUUUCAGCGACAAAACAGAUCAGUGAGCUAUUGAUUUUUAAGAUUUUUAUUGACUGCUUGAUAAGAGGUAAAAUGAUAUGGGCGGGGGAAGACUUGAGAGAUCACACUGCUUCUGGAGACGGUUGA
This is a messenger RNA of Caenorhabditis remanei, 1629 nucleotides long. RefSeq lists its product as uncharacterized. Gene Ontology annotation, molecular function: protein binding. Bases 1 to 1629 code for a protein of 542 amino acids. The record is from RefSeq and is a predicted model, not a curated record. NCBI's taxonomy places the organism in Eukaryota, Metazoa, Nematoda, Chromadorea, Rhabditida, Rhabditidae. The transcript is spliced from 9 exons.